AGGUAUGAAAACCCAACUCAAAAUGCUCAUUUAUCAAAGGCGUGCGAAAUAAAUUACGUAAAGAAGUACAUACUCGCGCUACAUAUCUGUCGAUAUCAGUAUAAAUCAUCCAGUCAAGAUGUGUGUUCCUGUAAGCCAGGAAACGGGAAGAAACCAUCGAUAAUUUCAUACGCUAAUGGAGUAGAUAACUUCAUGGAUGUACGCAUGCGCCAGAAUCUGUGUCAGGGACACAACAUGACACGACAGCCAAGGUCAGUCGUGUUUAGCGUCUGACACAAGGUGUAUGUAGCCAGUAUAAGUUAAAUUGUGAACAAAGCAUGAAUUUUACUCCACCAUACGCGAGAUCACCAGCAUGCAGUAUCGAGCCUUUAGACGAUUACGAAGCACCCAGAGCACCACUACUUCGACAGGUGUCACUUGAUGAGGAGAGACAAGAUGACUGCCAGGGCCACUGGCGAGGACCUUAUGUGGAGGGUGAGGAAGAAGAAAGAGGAGUAAGGCUGUUCAGAGCGAUGCUUCUGCAGCAUUUAAGACUGGAGGAACUUAGGCCGCCGCCCUGUUUGUUGGUGCCGGCUAAUCCUGAUCAAAGAGGUUGGUGGAUGUAUUGGAGAGAUUGGCGAGCUCUCGAAAAAGCGGCCAGAAGGUUCAGAGAAACCAAAGCACGUGCCAGACUUGCAGCUAGAGCAGAACACAUAUCUUUAUUAAGUCUUGACGAAGUUGCCUUUGAAGAUAUUAUGCAAGAGUUGUGUCAAGCAUGCGUUCACGCUGAGCAGAGGGCACUACUUGUACUUGCAUUUCUAUGCGAGGUCUGUGCGCGGGCGGUGAAGGUCGGGGGCUGGUGUAGAGCUGCAGAUUGGGCUGCUAGACAUGUAGCUCAAUGCGCUACACCUUGGGCUAUUAGACACGGAGGAUGGAGUAACGUGGUGGAACGAGCGAGUGGAACAAGGCGAGAUGACACAAUAUUGGCUGGGGCAGCAAUUGCAGCAUUGCUGGCUUUUCUUUUAUUUUGCAAAACGCGUCUUCGUUUAACACUUCUAUAAUUCCUGGGUACUAUGGGGUUGGAAUUGCAAACUCAUGGUCAAGAUUUCUAAAUGUCAGAGUAGGAGAUGGCCUCUUACGUAAUAACUGGAGGUUGUUCGCGGAGGUGCCCAAUACAACCAGGUACUUAAGUUUGCCCUUAAUAAUUACUUGUAAUAAUUGCUUGAAUAUUCUCAAACAUUAUCCAUGGUAUCGAUCCUGUUAUACGAGAUA
Molecule: messenger RNA, 1251 nt
Organism: Pieris napi
Lineage: Eukaryota; Metazoa; Arthropoda; Insecta; Lepidoptera; Pieridae
Exons: 5
Coding region: 318-1040 (240 amino acids)
Biological process (GO): regulation of apoptotic process
Source: RefSeq, a predicted model, not a curated record